GGCACCGGUCACCGCAGCCACAACUAACCAACUCUCUGUUCCUUGUGCAGGGGCCACCAAAGUGAAAGUUGACCGAGUUUCUGCUCCCUCUGCGCGGGCGGGCGGGCGACCUGGUCCGGGGCUGAUUGCUACAUCCACCUGGGACAGUGUGGGUGGAGGCUGGGCAGAGGCAGAGGCAGAGGCAGGAGGGCGGGCGUGGCCGGCCGGCGGUGCGGCAAAGUUUCCGGGCAAAAGGCGCAAAAGCCUCCCCUGCAGAUGGAAGAGGGAGCCGGCAAACGCUGACUGCAGCCCGGCCAUGGCUCUGACCAAAGGCUUUCGCGUGUUGGCGAAGCGGGAGGCGGGUUUGUGCAGCGUCUUGCUGGGAUCCAGGAGCCGCCAGGACUGCCUGCUGCUGAGGGCUGGCGCCGUGGCCGUGCUGUCAUCUGAAGAGGACAUUGUAAAAGAGCGUUAUGAAAAAAUAAUGGAUGCCUAUGGCUGUUUGGGUGUCCUUCGAAUUAAGAAUGGCAACUCAAGACUCUGCUUUCUGGUCAUGGUAACGGCAUGUACAUCAGUUGGGAGAAUCCGUGACACCGACAUUUGUAAGAUUACCGCCACGGAUUUUGUUCCUCUUCAAGACGAGACAGCGGAGGAAGAGCAAAUAGUUUCUUUGAGGAAAUUGCUAAACUCUGGCAUGUUUUAUUUUUCAUCCACUACUGGUUCGACCUUUGAUCUGGAUCUGUGUGCACAGAAGCAAUUUGAAAAAGAUCAAGAAGCAGGAAAUCGCUUUUUCUGGAAUCGAAGUUUACACCUACAUCUCAAGCAGUACCAGGUGAACUGCUCCGACUGGCUGCUCAAGGUGAUCUGUGGUGUGGUGGAGAUCCGCACGGCCUAUGCUACGGAAAAGAAGGCCAAGGCUUGCCUGAUAUCACGGCUCAGCUGUGAGCGAACUGGGACCAGGUUUUGCGUUCAAGGAACCGACGACGAUGGGCAUGUGUCUAACUUCGUAGAGACAGAACAGGUAAUAUACUUGGACGAUGCAGUGUCUUCCUUUGUUCAGAUACGAGGGUCAGUACCGUUAUUUUGGGAGCAAACCGGAGCACAGGUCGGGUCUCACCACAUGCGUUUAACUCGAGGUCUUGAAGCAAAUGCUCCCGCUUUUGACAGGCAUUUGAUGCUGCUGCGAGAACACUAUGGAAAUCAAGUCAUCGUCAACUUGUUAAGAAUUAAAGGAGGAGAGGAAGUCCUUAGCAGGGCUUAUAAGAAGCUGAUGUGGGCCUCUCUUCAUGCGUCCGGCACACCGAUGAUAAACUUUGACUACUAUCACUGUGCAAAGAGUGGCAAGGCCGAGAAACUGCAUUCUCUUCUAAAACCUCAGCUACAGGAGCACAUGGAGCAGUUUGGCUUCUUCACCAGUGGAGAGCGGGUCCAUUUACGUUUACAGACUGGAGUCUUCAGAACAAAUUGCCUUAACUGCCUGGAUCGAACAAACAGCGUCCAGUCCUAUGUGGCUUUGGAGGUUUUGUACCACCAGCUGGAGAGUUUGGGAAUGGCCGGCAAGAAGUCGGUGGUACAACGCUUUGUGGAAUUCUACAGGACAAUGUGGUCAGUGACUGGCCACAAUUUCAGUAAGAUGUUCACUGGCACUCGAGCACGAGAAGGAAAAACAAAGGUAAAGGAUGGGGCACGUUCUGUGUCCAGGACAAUCCAGGCUAAUUUAUUUGAUGCAGCUAAGCAGGAAGCGAUCGAUUUGCUUCUCAUGGGGGACUUCAACAGUGAGGAUUAUGCAGACAAGGCCCGGAUUUUGAUGGAGAGCAGUGCGCUUGUCACACCUCCUGCCAUUUUGCAAGCGAUGUGUGAACGCCACAUGGAAUACACCAACUUACAACGAGCGCGCAUCAGCGUGGGGUCCUGGAACGUAAAUGGUGGCAAGCAGUUCAGGAGCAACAUGCUCAGCACGGCGGAUCUCAGUAGCUGGUUACUCGAUGGCAUCCAAGAAGCAAAGUUCCAAGACAAUGUGAACUACCCACCAGAUAUCUUUGCGGUUGGCUUUCAGGAAAUGGUGGAGCUCAAUGCUGGAAACAUUGUGAGUGCUAGCACAACGAACAAGAAAAUGUGGUCAGAACAGCUUCAGAAAGCAAUCUCCAGAACACACAAGUACAUCAUGCUGUCUUCGGGACAACUUGUGGGUGUCUGUCUAUUUAUUUUUGUACGACUCCAUCAUGUGCCCUAUAUUAGAGAAAUUGCUGUGGAUAGGGUGAAGACUGGGAUGGGAGGAAAAACUGGAAAUAAAGGAGCAGUAGCUAUCCGUCUACAGUUCCACAGCACCAGACUCUGCUUUGUAUGUGCUCACCUGACGGCAGGACAAUCACAAGUAAAAGAAAGGAAUGAAGAUUAUCGAGAAAUCACGCAGAAACUCAGCUUCCCAAUGGGGAGGAAUGUUUUUUCGCAUGAUUACGUAUUCUGGUGUGGGGAUUCCAACUUCCGCAUUGAUCUUCCAUACGAUGAAGUCAUGCAGCAUGUUAAGAGAAGGGAUUGGAAACUUCUUCAGGCUCAUGACCAGUUGCAACAACAGAUGGUGGACAGCAAGGUUUUUAAAGACUUUUUUGAAGGCCCCGUCAACUUUGCCCCGACGUACAAAUAUGACGUGGGAACGGAUGUUUAUGACACCAGUGACAAAGGACGAACCCCUGCCUGGACUGAUAGGGUGCUGUGGUGGAGGAAACAUAAAACACCCUUUGAUGUGCCAGAUAUAAAUUUAAGAGGAUUGGAUAGUGAAUCAGAAAGAAUGUUCAGGAGCGUGGGGACUGGAGGUGACCUGCUUCAUUAUGGGAGGGCCGAACUGACUGCAUCCGAUCACAGGCCUGUGUUAGGUGUCUUUGAGGUGAAAAUUCAGGAGGUGGAUAUUCUUGCACGUGAACAAAUAUUCCAAGAAAUUACAUCUUCACAGGGUCCGUCAGACGCAACCGUAGUGGUGUCUGUAAAGGCACCAACCAGUGACUCAAGGGACGAAUUUCCAGAUGACCUAAGCAGUGAAAUCAUUUGUUGCUUUCAGAAUUAUGGCAUUAUUUUAUUGGUCAGGUUUGAUCGUGGACAAAUGCUGGUGACUUUUCAGGACAGUCGCACGGCUUUGAAAGUGUUGGAGCUGGAUGGAAAACAGGUUAAUGGCAGAGUGGUGAGUGUAAGACCUCGGACCAGGAACUGGUUGAACGAACUUCAUGAUGAAAUUAACAUAAACAGGAACAGUAUUGCCCCAAUGUCUCCAACAGCAAAUUCUUGCCUGCUUGAAGAAAGUUUUGAUUUCAGCAGCCUGGAUUAUGACACUGAAGGAGAUAUAGAUGAAGAUUUGGAUGAAACUGUUCCUCAGCACUUGGUGACAGGACACCAUAAAACUGCACCAGAAGUGGUUCCAGAAUCUGUUGAUGUUUUGUCCAACAGACCUCCUCACCCAACAAUGGCUGAUGACGUGGAAAGCAUCAGAAAGAACCAGGAGUCGGUCCCAGGUAAAUUCCGUCCACGAACAGCGAGCAGAUCGAUGUCAGUGCCUGACCGACCUCAGCCUCCUCAGCGGCCACCUCCUCCAACUAUGCAAAAAAUGAAGAAAUCUGCGUCUGAUAUUUUGCUACAUCCUGAGGAAGGUGGAUUUCAGGCCUGUACCUUCAGUGCAGCGCUGAAUCUCCCAACGGCAGUGCAGCUGUCUACAUCUCCAAGAACAGGUAUAAGCAAACCUUAUAACGUGAAACAAAUCAAAACAACAAGUGCAGAAGAAGCAGAACAGGCAAUAAAGCAUUUAAUGGAGAAUAAAUCAGGGGCUGAAUCUCAGGAAGGCACAUCAAUCCCUUUCCCACCACGUCAAGUUCCAGCGCACCUUACAACCUCUUCGCUUCCUCGAACCCUGCAGAAUCACUCGUCCAUUUCUUCAAAACCACCCAUUCUUUUGCCUGAAUUAGUAAUACAACUGAAAGAUCAUAUGCACUGUACUUCAGAAGCUGCAAGCAAUAAUGGAUCAGACUUGUGUACAAUGGCCACAUCACAUUCUGACCAUCUUGAAAAACCACCUUGCUUGAGUAUUUCAGAAAGGAUCAAACAGUUAUCCCCUCUGAUGAAACGCAAGGCCAAACACGACAAACUGUGUACCAGCACCAGAGCUUCACAUGAACUUGGCAAUAAUCAAGGCACAAAUGCAGAGGACACACCCGGUGGACCAAUUGCACCUCCACGAAGAAGAAAGACCACACCAACCUAUCCUCAGGACAACCACGGUACUCUCAUAAAAUCAAUGAACAAUAAUACGACAUCCAACCUUACAGAUGGGUCUGACUGUACUAAAGAGCAAUCUAAAGAGAGGAAUGUCCAUGUUUCAUUGAGCAAUCGCUGUAAGCUUCUGCAAGAUACUGACCCUUCCGAUUCCAGCUGCUUUCCACAAGACUCUCAUCUUCCAACCAAAGCUAGGAAUAAAAGCGAUCUUCGCGUAGACCAAACCUACUUCAACCAAUUUAGAAGUGAUCGAAAAUAGGCGACAGCGUUGCGAUUAAGACAAGAUCAAGAAGACUCUAAUGUUAGCUCAGGCAAGCAUGUUACUUCAAAGGAUUUGUAGCGAACCGUGACACAAGCGCCUCUACAUUAACCACAGCUUCACUCACUUACUUUAUCACAGUUUAGUUUAGUUUAGUUUAAAGAUACAACACGGAAACAGGCCCUUCGGCCCACCGAGU
Amblyraja radiata (thorny skate) is the source of this 4691-nucleotide messenger RNA. RefSeq names its product synaptojanin-2. NCBI's taxonomy places the organism in Eukaryota, Metazoa, Chordata, Chondrichthyes, Rajiformes, Rajidae. Bases 296 to 4492 code for a protein of 1398 amino acids. Gene Ontology annotation, biological process: phosphatidylinositol dephosphorylation; synaptic vesicle endocytosis. The record is from RefSeq and is a predicted model, not a curated record. The transcript is spliced from 27 exons. Gene Ontology annotation, cellular component: presynapse; perinuclear region of cytoplasm. Gene Ontology annotation, molecular function: SH3 domain binding; phosphatidylinositol-4,5-bisphosphate 5-phosphatase activity; RNA binding.